Messenger RNA from Miscanthus lutarioriparius, 600 nucleotides. The record is from the annotation of a GenBank genome assembly. Lineage: Eukaryota; Viridiplantae; Streptophyta; Magnoliopsida; Poales; Poaceae.
AUGUCCGCCGCUGCUGAUUCCUCCUCCUCCUCCAUCGGAGUAUCAGGUGAUGCAGCGGUUAGCUCGCUCUCGCCCGAGAGCAUCGGGCACAACGAUCUGCUCAUCGUUGGGCUGGGCGUGCUCGGCCGGAUCCUCGCCGCGAUAGUAGUAGCUUCGAAUUGGAAUGGAGAAGGCUCUUCCCUAUUCACCUCGAGUACUGCUGCGUAUGACUGCAGUGACAAUGGAUUCUGCAGUGAGGAUUCUCCUUGUGUACCAAUUGGUCAGAGCCCUCGUACUGACGUACUUCUAAAAGCUGAAAAUGUUGUCCUUGAGGCAGGGGGCUGUGUUCUUAGGCUAGAUGCAGCCUCUCUUGCAAUUGCCAUCAUGAAAAAGAGAUUACGGAGCCGCAUCUUUGUGGGCUGUGACAAUGAGCCUCUGUCCAGGCUAGAGAUUAUGGACCGUGUCAACAGAAGCGGGAAAUUUGACACACAGUUUCAGGGCUUCACUGGGACUGAUGGUCCGCUGGGGAAGAGGAUGGAGAACUCCAAAACUCGGGCAGAGCUCGGAUGGCAGCCCAAGUAUCCGAGCUUUACAGAGUUCCUUGGUCUCAGCAAUCUCUAA